AUGAGACAUUUUAAUAAAUACGAGGAUAGCUUGGUUGGACAAAGCGUUAGCUAUUAAUCCUAAGUAUGUAUUUUCUUUAAGUGAUAAAGGUAAAUUAAAAUCUUAGCAAAAUUUAAUAGGUACCUGUUUAAGAAAUUUAAAUUAAUAUGAGUAUGCAAUCUCUUGGUUGGAAAAAGCAUUAGCUACUAAUCCUUAACUCGUUAAUUCUCUAUUUGAAAAAGGUAGUUUAAGUUAUAUUUGCAUUAAUAGGUUAAUGUUUAAGAAAUUUAAAUCAAUAUGAGGAUGCAAUAAUUUGGUUGGACAAAUUAUUAACUACUAACCUUUAAGCAUAUUAAUGCUGUUUUUGAGAAAGGUAGGUUGAAUUUUUAACAAAUUUAUAGGUACUUGUUUAAGAAGUUUAAAUAAAUAUCAGGAUGCCAUCAUUUGGUUUGAUAAAGCAUUAGCGAUUGAUUCUAAGCAUGUUAAUUCCUUUAGUGAAUAAGGUUAAUUAAAAAUAUUACCUAAAUUUAUAGGUACAUGUUUAAGAAAUUUAAAUCAAUACUAAAAUGCAAUUAUAUGGUUGGACUAAGAAUUAAUUAAUGAUCCUAAGCAUGUAAAUUCCUUAAGUGAAAAGGUAGAUUAACUUAAAAGUAAAAUAAUAGGGGAAUGCCUAAGAUUAGUGAAAAAAUAUAAUUAAUCAAUUAAUUGUUGGAUUAAGCACUCUGCGUCAAUCCUUAUCAUAUUUUUUCACUUUAAUCUAAUGGUAUCAUAUCAUUUUAUAUUUAGGGGAUUGUUUAUCCUCAAUCUAAGUAAACUUAUAUUUAAGAGAUUUUGCAAAAGCUCUGAUUUAUUUUGAGAAAUCAUUACUGAUUAAUCCAAACGAUUAAUAUUCAAAAUAUUAAAAAGGUAUGUUAACUUAUAAAAUUAGAAUUUUGCGAGAAUCAAUUGUAUUAAUGA
Paramecium octaurelia is the source of this 936-nucleotide messenger RNA. NCBI's taxonomy places the organism in Eukaryota, Ciliophora, Oligohymenophorea, Peniculida, Parameciidae. The record is from the annotation of a GenBank genome assembly.